GGGAUUACUACGUCUACAGAAUCAAGUCAGGCGGCUGAUCCUCCUUCGCAAGUCCCGGACUCUACCUCCACCCACGGAGACUCUGAACUGUCCUUGAGGAGAUCCCAACGGACCAGCAAAGGAAAGAACAGGUAUUAAGCUGUGCCCUUCAGCAUUUCCACCUCUCUGAAACUGGGUUAAUGGAUGACGCCCCAUAGACAUUCAGUAAGGCUUUGUGAAGAUAUGUGGAUAGGAUUACGUUCUAGCCCAUUGGUCCAAUAUAACAAUGACUCAUGAAAGAGGUAUAGGCUGCGACCUCACUUUGAUGCAUCUACAUGUUAUAACCUGAGGGCACAAUGCGGAAAUAGAGUCGGAAGCUCAGUUUCAGAAGGCCGGCAGUGAUUUCCUCUGCUGUUGGUGUUUCCCGUCUCUAUUAAAAGGAAUAAGAUGGAAAAAACGUUCUUCGCCACCAAACAUCAAAUUCUUCCAUUAAACACGGACAGAUUUGCCUCUUGAUUUUACCCCCUGUGGAUGACCAGAUGGCUCGUAAAAGGGCAAUCUUCAUCACCUUGCUGAUUUUCCCCGCUUUGCUCAUGUUAGGGUUGUUCCUCAAGAUGCAGGGCUAUGAAAUAUGGUACUAUUGUCUUACCUGCACCGACAACUAUAUGGUCUAUAGUUAUGACUACAGUAUUAAAACCUUCAUGAAACUUCCCGAAGUAGACUGCAAAGAAACACCACCAUUCUUGGUUCUUCUGGUCACCACCACACAAGACCAGAAAGAAGCUCGUGAUGCCAUUCGAAAAACGUGGGGCAAGGAAAGACUGAUCCAUGGGAAGAGGGUGGUUAGUUAUUUUCUCCUGGGUUCAAAGGAAAAUGAAAGUGCAAAGGAGAAGGUCAACCUGGCCAAAGAAAGCGUCAUGUACAAUGACAUCAUCCAACGCAACUUCAUAGACACAUAUUACAACUUGACCAUUAAAACCUUAACGGGCAUCGACUGGAUUUCGAACUAUUGCCCUCAGGCUUCGUACAUCAUGAAGACGGACUCGGAUAUGUUCGUCAAUAUAUUUUAUCUAGUUGAACUUCUUCUGAGGAAAAAUCAAACUUCUAACUUCUUCACGGGUAUUCUAAAGCCGGAUGAUGGUCCUAUCCGCAUGAGGUUCAGUAAGUGGUACAUAAGUAAAAAAGAGUACACGAAGGAGAAGUAUCCACCGUUCUGUUCGGGGACAGGCUACGUGUUCUCCAUGGAUGUGGCACAGAAGAUCUACAUCAUAUCGUCAAUAAUGCCCUUCUUCAAACUGGAGGAUGUGUAUGUCGGCAUGUGCCUGGAACAACUGAAGAUCCGGUUGCAAGAGCUUCAUAGCGAGCCAACAUUCUUUGCAACAAAACCCCCAUUCUCGGUAUGCACGUACCAAAGACUUGUGACUUCCCAUGAGGUAACACCUGAAGAAAUGUUGACGUAUUGGGAGGCAUUACAGAGAUCUGAAGUACUCUGCUAGUGAACAGUAUUUUUUCUGAUGAGAGUUUUUCCCCCUCAGGGUAGACACAGGACAAAGAAUUCAGGCUUUAGUGCCUUUACUGUUUAGUGCCUUUACUGGUUUCUUGAAGUUGCGCUCCAGUCAUCUUACAAUAUUACAUAGGUGACUCCCCUGAAGAAGAUUAAAGGGGUUGUCUCAUCUCAGACAUUGGUAGCAUAUUGCCAGGAAAUGUCACCAAUGUCAGAUAGGUUGGACUGGUCCACCGGAAUACCAGAAGAUCCUUUGGUGGCCCGAAGUUUUGAUACCAUAGAGAGCCCCAAAGGUCAUUUGGAACCAAUCAAUUGCCACUAUGGUCUAACUGACUUUAUUGAUGAUAUAGGUGUUGGGCCUCAAGAAUAAUUUCCUCUGAUGGACCCAACAAACACCAGUCUGACACUGGAUAGGAGCAGGUUCCACCUCUGGGACCCGCUCCUGGCUUUAGAAUGGGCCUCCCAAAGUUAAGGAGAGCGCCCCGCUCAUACAUGGCCACCCUCCAUUCACUUCUAUGGGAGUUCUGAAAAUAGCUGGCUGGGCUAUAUCCUGCAGUCCCAUAGAGGUGAAUGGAGAGAUGGACAUGAAUGACUUCCAAGAAUAACGGAGUGCGCUCACUCGGCUAUUUUCUGAUCUCCCGUAGAAGAGAAUGGAGAGCAUUCCGCACAUGCGUGGUGAAUAGGGAUGAGUGAACCCGAACUGCAAAGUUUUCACUUUUUCACUGAAGUCCUGUUUCGGUGUUCGGGUGAUUUUAUUAUU
Bufo gargarizans (Asiatic toad) is the source of this 2243-nucleotide messenger RNA. RefSeq names its product beta-1,3-galactosyltransferase 5 (gene B3GALT5). The coding region runs from base 519 to 1475 and encodes 318 amino acids. Gene Ontology annotation, cellular component: membrane. The record is from RefSeq and is a predicted model, not a curated record. Lineage: Eukaryota; Metazoa; Chordata; Amphibia; Anura; Bufonidae. The transcript is spliced from 5 exons. Gene Ontology annotation, molecular function: N-acetyl-beta-D-glucosaminide beta-(1,3)-galactosyltransferase activity.